Perca fluviatilis (European perch) is the source of this 3719-nucleotide messenger RNA. Its product is annotated as gap junction alpha-9 protein-like. The transcript has 2 exons. The record is from RefSeq and is a predicted model, not a curated record. Gene Ontology annotation, biological process: cell communication. Lineage: Eukaryota; Metazoa; Chordata; Actinopteri; Perciformes; Percidae. Gene Ontology annotation, cellular component: connexin complex. Bases 1029 to 2537 code for a protein of 502 amino acids.
AAUAUUUUGGGGUUUUGGACUGUUGGUCACAAAAGUCAUUUGAAAUUGUGAAUGGUAUUUUUAUGCCAAUUAUUUUCUCAAUUGAAUCCUUUUGUUUAUAAAAUGCUAGAAAAUUGUAAAAAAAAAAGAUCAAAAAGCCAGCCCAGAUGAUGCCUUUCGAUUGCUUUAUUUGUCAGUUUACUAUCAUGUAAUACAAAGAAAAGCAUCAAAUCUCCACAAUUAAGAAGCUGGAAGCAAUUUAUGUUUGCUUCUAGCUUCUUAAUGCAUGCUUCGCAGAAGAAAAAAAAAAGUAUGAAUAAUCAAUUAUCAAAAUCAUUGUAGAUUAAUUUGUUAUUAAUCAAUGAAAUGAUUCAGCUGCUCUAGCUGCAACAACGGCCACCAUUCAACACUGGUAACAGAGCAGUGACCGGGACACGAACUUGUUGUGGCUCUAAUGCGUUAUAUCUCGCUGUUUUAAAUAAGUGGGGGAUAUCUUGCAUUUUAACAAAUCCUACAAUGUCAGGUCUCAGAUUAAAUCAGGAUAGUGAUCCUCUUCAGAAGCAUUACAUCGAUUAUUAUCCACUUUCAAGGCACGAUCAGAUGCAAGAUCCCCAUCAAACCCAGUGCACCCCUUGUGUCCUGUGUGAAUUUAGAGGAUCAAACCACUUCAGGGUCUUUUAGGUUCAACCAGAAACGGGCGGCAAACUCUUACAUGCUUUGCAACACAUUUCACCCCUGAUGACUAUCAGGAACUGGCAGUCAGUCCAUUCAUACUGCUGCAAGGUAAAUGGCAACAGAGCAUCGCAACAGCAUCGAUUGGUUUUGUCUUUCACAGGCUAUAAGUUGUGAACAACAAGAGCCAGCAGGGAUCAUUUGUUUUUGUCCAGUUUUAACCAACAGUGGAGACUGAAUUCUCGCCUUGUAGAAGAGGAUAAAAAAGGUCUAUGAUGGGCCUGUAGGAUUGUGUUCCACAGCAUCAGCACCAUUAUUGCAAAAGGCCUUUAUGGUUAUAUUUCAUAUCUCAGAUGAAAGCACUUCUAAUAUAAAAAAUGGGAGACUGGAACUUCCUCGGAGGCAUCUUGGAGGAGGUGCAUAUCCACUCCACCAUGGUCGGCAAGAUCUGGUUGACCAUCCUGUUCAUAUUCCGGAUGUUGGUGCUGGGCGUCGCAGCCGAGGACGUGUGGAACGACGAGCAGUCAGACUUCAUCUGCAACACAGACCAGCCCGGCUGCCGCAACGUCUGCUACGACCAGGCCUUCCCCAUCUCCCUCAUCCGCUACUGGGUGCUGCAGGUGAUCUUUGUGUCCUCGCCCUCCCUGGUGUACAUGGGUCACGCUAUCUACCAGCUGCGAGCCCUGGAGAAGGAGCGCCACUGCAAGAAGGUGGCUCUCCGUCGGGAGCUGGAGGCGGUGGACGCUGAGCUGGUGGAGGUGCGGAAGAGGAUUGAAAAGGAGAUGAAGCAGCUGGAGCAGGGGAAGCUCAACAAAGCGCCACUGAGGGGCUCUCUGCUGUGUACUUAUGUGGUUCACAUCAUGACUCGCUCACUGGUGGAGGUCAGCUUCAUGGUGUGUCAGUACAUCCUCUAUGGACACCGCCUGAACCCUCUCUACAAGUGCGAGAGGGAGCCGUGCCCAAAUGUGGUCGACUGCUUCGUCUCCAGGCCCACUGAGAAAACGGUUUUCAUGGUCUUCAUGCAAGUGAUUGCCUGCAUCUCCCUCUUUCUCAGCAUUCUUGAGAUCCUGCACCUGGGAUACAAGAAGAUUAAGAAAGGCAUCCUGGACUUCUACCCCCAUCUGAAGGCCGAUCUCGACGAUUAUUACGUCGACAAGUCACAAAAGAACUCAGUUGUGCAUCAGGUUUGCAUAGGCACAUCUGCUGGUCGCAAGACUACAAUUCCCACUGCACCAUGUGGAUACACAUUACUGUUGGAGAAGCAGGGCAACGGACCUACCUACCCUCUUCUUAAUGCCUCCUCUGCAUUUGUCCCAAUAAAAGGGGACCCUGGUGCAAAGCCAGACAGCCACAAGGACGGCAAGGAGCGCGUGGCGAGCCCCACAGAGCAAAACAGCAACUCCAACAACACAAGCAGCGAGACACGUUCUCCUCCUGCAGACAAACAGGAUGAGCCAGAGGAACAAUCUUCACCCCAUCAUGAGGACAUGGAGUGUCCCAGCUCGGAGUACCCCACCCUCCCUGUAGCAGACACCUCCUCCUGCACAACUCUGUCAGGCAUUGUGAGGAAGUCCCGGAGGGUGAGUCCACCGUGGAACUGCUCCACUCUGGUAGAGGGGAACGGCUCGGACAGUGGAGAUUCCUACCACAGGAACAACAGCGUGAAGCCACGUGGCAGCUGCGUCGGUCCCCGAGCAAGACGGCUCUCUAAAUCAGACAUUAAGAGACCGAUCAGGUCUCAGAGCCCGGACUCGGCAGGGGAGCUGAGCUCAGUAUCUCGACACAGCCGGGAGAGUAACAGCCCCGUCGCCUCCCCUCCAAACCGCAGAGUGUCACAGGUGAGCAGCUCAGGCAGCAGAAGAGCUCCAACUGAUCUGCAGAUAUAAACAACAGACUGUAUGCCCAUGCCAUGUUUGGGUGCAAGUUAUGGGAACACUAAGUCACUGCACUUUUCACACAUUUAAAGUUCUUUAAAAAACACGCACAAAAGGCAUUUGUUAAUUGUUACCAAACCAAAAGGUCCAAUGAACUGGCAUGUUCAGAUGAGUUUUAUUCACUGGGCAGUGGAGACAGAAGCUCACAAGAAGUUGUAGGACAGAAUAGUCCUACUAUUUUACUGAAAUAUUGAAAAAAGGUCCUUUGAUUAGGUAAGGUGUGAAUUAUUGCUGGAGCCAACUUGGGCUCUGAGCAAAAGGUAUCCCUGACCAAAGUGAAAGGCACAGUAGAAAUGUCACACAGAACAGCAGGAGUUUGAUCAGUCAACAGGAAAGAGAAUAUUACCGUAGGAUAAAAUUAAACUCAAACUCUUAGGUAAUUUAUUUCUUCUAUAAACCAAAGAACUUUUUCCAAUCAUAUUUAAAUCUGCAAUCUAACAUUCUUCUCAGAUUUUAACAGGUGGUGGUCAGACCACAAAGGACGGUUUUGUUUGCGUACAUUAACAGGUCUGUUACAGAGACUCAGAUAGACAUUUUAUGAUUUGAGUGUAUACAGCAGCUCUAUCUGAAUGAUUAGAGGGUAAUGGAAAACUGAACCACAAAUCUAUAAUGCAGUUUCAGGUCACAACAUGCUGUUACGCAACCAGAUACUUUUAAAUCAGUGACCUGCCUGAAUUCAUUCAUCCCCCAUUUAACAUGUCAGAGAUCUUCAGUAAGAAUAUUUAACAAUUAUUCUAAAUGUCUGUCACAAUGGGAAAUGAGUGCUAAAUAUCUUGGAGUUGUUAUUGUGACCAAAAUGAUGUUAUGGUGUCAUUUAUCAUACUUUAAUUUCCUUUCAGAAAACAACUCUGAAUUAUUGCUUUUGUAUGACAACUUUUUACUCAGUUAUGUAGUUGAUAUCAAUUAAAAUAUCUUAGAAAAAAUUAAAGGCCAUUCUAAAAAAAAAUUGUGUAUGUAAGCAGAAGCCUUUGGUUGGAAACAGGAACAAUUGUGAAUUUAGGACAUCAAGUGAAUUACUGAUGCCAAAUGCUGAAAAAACAUUUAUUUAUGACAAAGGAAAAGUUGCUUCUUGUUACAACAAAAAUAACAGUGAUUUUGUGAUUAUGCAAUAAACAUUUAAAUAUUCUCCAAAAA